CAUCCAAAGCGGUGCGUUCAUUGGUUUAUCAAUUUAGGCCCCGCCUACUUGCGGAAGCGCGCAAUGUUCGUUUUUCCGUACCUCCGUGACGGAGAAUAAAAUGAAGACUUUUGUUCGUGUACAUGGUUUAAACCUUUAGUGAGGCUCAACGUGUGUGAAUUGACCUCUGAAGAUGGGAGUUGUAUCACCUGAUAAGUUUUAAUCGUCCCUGAGACUUUUUCGCGUGGAGUUGUACGACGAAGAGGUGUGAUGGAGGUGGACAUCUUGGAGUUUGUGGUGCCGGUGGAGAACAACAAAUGUGUCUUUGUAUGGGACAUUGAGGCAAACUUCACGGAGGCUCGCAUCUAUGAGGGCUUGUAUGCCAUCUUCUCCUCCUUCGGACCCUUGUACCUGCUCAAGGUGUGCCCUAACGCCCCCACGAGCGCGCCCGGCUUCUACGCCCUCAUCAAGUUCUACUCUGCUCUUCAUGCCCAAAAAGCCCAGCAGCACACAGAUGGACGCUCACUCUUCCAGAACUCUCCUCUCAAGGUGAGGCUCAGCUCCAAGCGGGGACCUCACUUCCUGUCCCGCUGGAGACCUCUGAGCCACGCCCACUGUGUGGAGUUGGCCAAUCAUUGCCUGGGAUUCAACGGCUGGACCUCGGACAUCAUCACACUGAAGGAGCUUCCUGCUGAUGAAGAGGAGGAAGAAGAGGCUGAGGGCGGGGCCAAGCGUCAACAGCUGAGGUUGGGCUGCCUGCUGCAGCUGUCCUUCCCCCGUCAUGGCGUGACAACCCGGGGAGUGGCGCUGGUGGAGGACAAUGUCACCUGCGCAGGUCCUGAUGUAGUGUUGCAGACGCGCCGUAAGCUACACAGAAUGGCGAGAGACAAAGCGCUGAGUCAGGCCUUUUCUGCAGUUCUGCUGGUGCUGCUAGGUGACGGCAAGGUGAUGGUGGAGUUGCGACAAACGUCAGAGCAUCUUUUCUCUGAGGACACUGUGGGAUUGGUCCAGGUCAGAGACUGGGACCAGGCGACGCUGUUUCCUGCUGAAGAAGACGAGUGUGGUGAUGAAGACCUGGACCUGACUGUGUGGUAGACACCUGGAGCGACGUCUCUGCACCAGCACAGAGCCCGAAUACCCGCCGUCCCCGCUGUCCUUGAAAAUGAGGCGGGGCUUGAGGCCGGUGACAUCAGCAGCCACCGUGAAGUGGACGUCUGGCCAAUGGCGAGAUCGUUUUGGAAAUACACGUAGAAGAAGAUUAAUGUCGCAAAUAAAGGUCAAAGAUAAAUGUUAAAAACUAAAUGUGUAAAAUCAUCAUGUAGAACUGCAAUUUUUAAACUGAGGUACAUGUACCACUAGUGGUACAUAUGCUCCAUCUAGUGGUGGGCUAAGGAAUCACUUCAUUAAAGUACAAUGUUUUGUUUUUUCUACAUUCAAACAUUGUGUUACUGUUCAAACUGCCGGUAAUGAUACAGUGGCCAAAAAUAUUAUAUAUACUAGUUAGAUAAAACCUCUGCCUUGUUUUUAAUGAAUACUGAGGCGUACUUUGCUACUGUAUUUUAAUAUUGGUCAUUAUGGUGGAUCUUGGAGAGCCAAGUGUUUUCUGAGGUGGCACUUGGUGAAAAAUAUUUGAAAACCACUAAUGUGGAAGGUUAAUGUGGGAAAUAAAUGCCUAAUAUACUGUAAAUGUUAAAAACUCAAUGUGUAAAAACAAUUGAAAUAAAUGUUAAAUAUAAAAGUUUAAAAUGAAUGUAG
Molecule: messenger RNA, 1734 nt
Organism: Nerophis ophidion (straightnose pipefish)
Lineage: Eukaryota; Metazoa; Chordata; Actinopteri; Syngnathiformes; Syngnathidae
Gene: rdm1
Product: RAD52 motif containing 1
Exons: 9
Coding region: 250-1074 (274 amino acids)
Cellular component (GO): nucleolus
Molecular function (GO): RNA binding
Source: RefSeq, a predicted model, not a curated record